Molecule: messenger RNA, 3751 nt
Organism: Branchiostoma belcheri (Belcher's lancelet)
Lineage: Eukaryota; Metazoa; Chordata; Leptocardii; Amphioxiformes; Branchiostomatidae
Exons: 14
Coding region: 25-2823 (932 amino acids)
Source: RefSeq, a predicted model, not a curated record
GCACAGACUUCGCAAACCGGAGACAUGUGGUGGAAAGUGUUGCUGUCAGCCUGGCUGGUGUCUGUCGCCUUGUCCGGGGCAAAUGCUCAAGGUGCUGACCCAGUCGGUUGGUGGCGAUUGGACGGGCAGACCGGAGCAGUAGACGUAACAGGAAACGGAAAUGACGGGGUAGCAGUUGGAGCCCAGCUAGCCCGCGGUCCAUACGGGGACCCGGAGGGCGCUUUCGAGUUUUCCGGGACUGCAACUUCCUACAUCGCCAUUCCCAACAACGGCGCGCUGGAUGUGCGGUACUCCUUCACCAUUCUGGCCCACAUAUAUCCUACAGGUGAUGCCGGAUCGAUCUUCAACUACGUCGGGGACAACAAUGUGCAUGGAGUACAUUUUUGGCAGACGACUCCACAGGAGCUGUUCAUGGGGACGGCUGGACGAUAUGGGGGUUUGCCAGAUCCCGUUACUGCGGAUGUGCUGCAGCAGAACGCCUGGAACUACGUGGGUGGAACCUUCGACAGUCCCACGGGGGAGGCAAAGCUCUGGCACAAUGGUAUAAUGGUCGGGUCGUUGUUGAUCAGUGUCUUUGAAGUCGCAACUCAGUUCCCCGUCCGGGUGGCGGUGAAUGCCGACGACGGUCGGUUCUUCCGCGGUUGUAUAGCCUGCAUCCAGCUGUACAACUACGCCUUGACUCAAGAACAGAUUCUCGCAGCACGGGAUAGGUGUUUUCCAGGAGCUCCAGUCGGUUUGUGGCCAUUAAACUCACUGUACGGAGCGACAGACGUAACAGGAAACGGAAAUGACGGGCUGCCAGUAGGAACCGGGUUUGCCCCUGGUCCAAGUGGAGACCCUACCGGCGCUUUCCAGUUUUCUGGGACUAUAGAUUCCUACAUCGACAUUCCCAACAACGGCAAGCUGGACGUGCGAUACUACUACACCAUACUGGCGCAAAUAUAUCCUACAGGUGAUGCCGGACCGAUCUUCAACUACGUCGGGGACAACAAUGACUUUGCGGUACAUCUUUGGCAGACGAGUCCACAGCAGCUGUUCAUGAGGACGGUUAGACGGGAUGGGACUUGGCCAGAUCCCGUUUCUGCGGAUGUGCUGCAGCAGAACGCCUGGAACUACGUGGGCGGAACCUACGACAGUUCCACGGGGGAGGCAAGGCUCUGGUACAACGGUCAACUGGUCGGGUCGUUGUUCAUCGAUGUCGCGGAAGUUGCAAGUCAGUACCCCGUCCGGGUGGCGGUGAAGGCUGAUGACCCUCGGUACUUCCAAGGCCGUAUAGCCUGCAUCCAGCUGUACGACUACGCCAUGACGCAAGAACAGAUAGAAGCAGCACGGGAUGUCGGUUGGUGUCAAGUUAAACCAGAAGAAGAGGUCCCUCCUCUUCUUCCUCUUCCAACGCCUACCCCAACGCCUACCCCAACGCCUACCCCAACGCCUACCCCAACGACUACUCCAGAGACUACAACACCUCCCAACUGGGACAUCACACUGAUUAUCUUGGUUGAUGGAUCCUCGAGUGUGGGCAGAGAUGCGUUCCAACUUGCGAAGGCUUACAUCUCGCAUCUCAUUGAAUGUCUUGGAUACAUCAAUGUUGGGUUGGUGUACUGUAAGUGUGAGCCCAACACCAGCAUCUCCUUGGGUGAGUACGACAACAUCCCAGAUCUAACGACGGCGGUGGAAGAGGUCGAAUUCUACCCCUCUACGACACGUGUCGGCCACUGUAUCCACUACACGCAGUGCACUACGUAUUGGCAGGAUGACGUGCCCAGUGUUAUCUUAGUGUUCAGUGACGGACAAAUCUUCGGGUCUUACGGAUGGGGUUAUUACGAUGAUGUGGCAUUCUUCGUCCAAAAAGCCAUGAAUGCUGGGAUAACGAUUUACGCAGCCACUAUCGGGCGCAGUUUCUUCUGGGACUGGUGGGGACUGCUGGUCAUCACUGGCGGCGACGACUCGCGGGUCGUGGACACCACCAAGGAGGACCCCAGUUGGCUGAUCACCAUCAUUACCAUCGAAAAUUGCGGUGUAUGUAUUCAGCUGAUAAAGGUGAUCGAAAUCAAACGUCCCUAUCCAUGGGAGGAGGAUACUGAGCCAAACGAGGGAGAGUGCAGUUUUGAGCCCAGGAUUCUUCAGCAAGCGUGCAAAGUCUUCACAACACCCGGCUGUCUCCAGGAUCUGAUGAUGAACUUUGCAGGCUUCUGGGACAGUAUCGGCGACAUAUGGGCUGAUGUUGAGGAGAGAACGGGAAGCUUCAUAGACGAUGUCGAAAAUGGAGUCGAGGCGCUCAUCAAUGGAGCACAAGACGCCAUCAACGCGGCAGGAGAAGUGGUGCGGGACGGGGUCCAAAACAUCGUCGAUAAUGUACGGAGCACCGUCAGCAGUUGCAGAAUUUCCGCCCUGGACAUCCUAAGCCAACUCGCUCCCUUUGUCAAUACUGUCAGACAAAACAUCCAAGAUAUAAUUUGUAACAUCAUCAGUGAUGCAAAGGAACGUCUGAUUGACGCUAUUAGUGAAUUUUUUGAGGGGUUAGUGAAAGACGUAUUUGACGUCUUCUGCGACUUUCUGGACGGCCUGAUUGACGCUCUCCAAGCUCUGUUAGAUGCCAUAAGUUUUAUUCUGCCUCAAAGUCUGGAAGAUUUCUUGAAUAAUCUCUUGGCAAAAGCCAGGCUUCUACUUUGGCUGAAACGUAUCGCCCGGCUUUUCGGAGAGGGCAUUGGGUGGCUCCUCUGCCGCCUCUUCUGGUGGCUGAUUCGGCCUUUCGUACCACCGUUCAUUUACCCCGCUCCCUUCCGUCCCCUUAUACCAUUUAUCCCGCCCAUUAUAGGCUAACUCUUAUUGCAUCGUUAGGGCAUGGACAUCACCAUCGGCGUUUAUAUACAUAUGUGCAUGAAUACACAACUGUCGGACAAUAAGAAAGGGGUUUUCCACACCACUUAAAUAAGCAUAUACGACAAACCUGCACGGGUGCGGGGGGCAAUUGGAUCCCCGGUAAAGUAGAUAGGAUGGCAUUCAAACUAAAAGACAACUAUUCACAACUGAUGGGAGAGACAUUGUGCACGUGUAUAUCAUCAAAAACUAAACAUGCAAUAAAUUAGUAUUUAUGGGAGUACAACUGAUUUGGAAAGUACGAGUAAUGUUCAUUUUCAUUUUUCUCUCGGUAUUCAUACAUACACAUGAAAAUAUAAACCCCGUUGUUGUUGACUUUCCUAGCACAUGGCCUUGAGUUUGAUGAUGAGGAACGUUAAAAGGAUCACGAGCUAAGGACAAACGGAUUUCAAAAAUAUUUCACUCUUUAAACAGGUUUAAACUUUUGAACUUAUAUUUUUCUCCUUUCAAAAAUUUCUCAUUUGUGCAUGCCUUUGGCAGAGGCAAUAAUUAGACCAUAACAAAUGGUCCUUCCGUACAGAUUUGACCAGUUCUACUGCAACAUUAGUUCAUUUUUGUUCUUUGUCUUCACGUCAGCUUGUAUAGGGAACACAAGCACACAAAAUCUAAGACAUGAAAGCCCUUGAUUAAUAUAAUUAUGUAAAGACUUUCUCAACUCGUUCAGAAAUCAUGUCUCUUUCCAAAGGAUGUCAAACUCUGUCAGGCUCAAAAGAAGUCUAAUUCAAACGGUAUAUUUUAACAUGUUACCCUAAAAAUGCUAUUAAAUUAUACUGUGGAUACACAAAUACCUUGAAGUGUGGGUUGUACCAAGGACAUGCAGAUGAAGUUAAUGAAGAAGAUAAUCAAACGGCUGUACCGUAGAGGGUGGUUU